This is a messenger RNA of Hypoxylon fragiforme, 2886 nucleotides long. Its product is annotated as kinase-like domain-containing protein. NCBI's taxonomy places the organism in Eukaryota, Fungi, Ascomycota, Sordariomycetes, Xylariales, Hypoxylaceae. The coding region runs from base 1 to 2886 and encodes 961 amino acids. The record is from RefSeq and is a predicted model, not a curated record. Gene Ontology annotation, biological process: protein phosphorylation. The transcript has 10 exons. Gene Ontology annotation, molecular function: ATP binding; protein kinase activity.
AUGAAUCACCAGGGUAAAGUGUCCCAGUAUCCGGCACAGCCGGGCCCAUCACAACCCCCUCCGGCACAAGCGGGCCCAUCACAACCGCCUCCGGCACAAGCGGGCCCAUCACAACCCCCUCCAGCGCAAGCAGGGCCAUCACAAUUCCCACUACCUCCAGGACUCCAAAUACCUCCAGGAUUCCAGCAACUACCGCCAGGAACCCCAUUACCGCCGGGACUAGAAUUACUCCCAGGGGCCUACAUACCAGGACAAAUGAAACAGCCAACAAAUCAGCCAGCAAAUCAGCCAGCAAAUCAGCCAGCAAAUCAGCCAGCAAAUCAGCCAGCAAAUCAGCCAGCAAAUCCCGAAACAUUUGUCGGACCUGGGACACCAUCCCACGAGUACGGAACAGCGGACACCUCACCAGGAGGAGGCUUUUUGAAUAUGGUGUACGAUCCGAUCGCAGGCGUACCAGUGCCAAUCAAAGGGCUAAAAUAUCCCAAUGUACUACCUCCCAAUCCACAACUUCCCAAUCUAGUAUUUCCCCAAGUACCGCUUCCUGGACCAUCCCAAAUGCCACAACUUCCCAAUGCAUCAAAUGCUGGACCAUCCCAAGUGCCACCAGUUCCUGAUGCACCAGUUUUUGGACCAGCCCAAGUGGCAAAGUUACGAGAUUUCGAACGAAUCCCGUUACCGACUAAGCCCUCCGGCUUCGUUGAAUACUAUCGGCAUCUCAAUUACCUCUUCUCUGCAUAUCGAGAGACAUUCGAAAAUCAAACCGACCUUCAUGGCAUCAAGCCUCCGCGGGAUGUGUGGCUGAACCACCCGUUUCCUUUGGCAGGCAACAACAAUGUUCGAGAUUACUAUGACAAGGUGGUCCGUGUGCCAUGGUCGCGGCAACUGCCAAUGGGCCACUACAGAUAUGGCCGUCCUCAUCGGCGGGAUAUGAAUUGGGACCGCCCAGGUCGACGCGAUCCGAAAAACGCGGAUAAGUUAAGGCACAGAUGGUAUCAAACGCGGGAGUUUUUCCGUGAUGAGCAGCCUCCAACAUUCAAGGUCAUCAAGGUGUUAGGGUACGGGGGGAAUGGUAUUGUGAUGAAGGUAGAGCAUCGCCUGAAUAUGUUCUUCCCACCCCGAGAGCUCAUAUUCAAGAUCAGUCUGAGAAGCUGGGAGGACGAGCACCUCCGAGAUGAGAUCAGAAUCAUGAGGAAACUGCGUCGAUCGGCCCAUACCAUGCAGUGGAUCGACCCAAGAGAGUUGAGUAUGAGAGAGGAAAGGCCAAUACCGUAUGACGGGAUAAACGAUGUAGAUUCGAGUGACGAAGACUUGGACAACAACCCCGACGAGGACGAUGACACAGCUAGUAUUCCAGAUGAGCCUCCGCCACCACGCCCCACGAGGAGGGAGAGAAUGGAAAAUGACCCCAUCGGGUUUCAAGAAAAGAUAGAUUUGCACGACGACUUGAUGCAGGAGCGACGUGCUAGUCGUCGAGAGAGAAGGGAAAACAAUAGUGCAUUGUGGGGUGACAUUAGCACUGUACCUUACAGACCCCCAGCGGCAUAUGACCCAGAUGACGCCUUCCACAAGGACUACAUCAUUUCCGAUUUCAUGUCAAACGGAGACUUGGCGUCGCUCAUCUGGAGGCUCCUCGAUCAAAACGAAACAACCAUCCCAAAUCGUGUCCUGUGGUCUUUCUGGCUUUGCCUGCUUAAGGCUUGUGUUGCCAUGGAAUAUCCCCCUAAAAAGUUCCACCCCGAAAGACGUAACUUGGUGGGCGAUCUUUCUGAAGCUGUUCCACCUGCCAGUCGCAGGUGGGCAGGUGAGCGGCUGGUUCAUUUCGAUAUUGAUCCAAAAAAUAUUCUUAUAGGGCACCUGGACCAUGCAGAUGGUGAACAUAGCUUGAUCCCCUGUUUAAAGUUAUCGGAUUUUGGACUCACCCACAAGAUAAAACCAAACAAGUCCAAUGAAUAUUAUGCCUACAAGCGUGACUGGGGAAAAUAUGCCUUUUAUGCCCCCGAACAAUUUGGACGCGACUGGGACUAUAUCGCACCCGGGGACGAAAGGGGCCCCGAGCUAUCGGAGUCAAGGGUCGCCGGGCACUACGGAGUGUGGACAAACUUAUGGGGGAUUGCACUUACUAUGUGGGUGCUCAUAACCAAAAGGAUGCCUCCCGUACCACCGCAGAUAUCUCGGUUCAAUAUGCUUGAGCCCGACGCACCCCCCAACUAUGGCAUAUUCCUCGACCACCCCAUGAGUCAUUAUGUCGACCUGGACUUGCGCAACGCGAUCACGUCGUGCAUGAAACACAGGCCCGAAGACCGGCCCGACAUCGCCGACCUAGUGCGUCAGGCGCAGGUUGGCACGGCCCGGGCGUACGAGGGCGAGACUGACGACAUGAUUCGAGGCUGGGUUCGAAAAUUGGGAGCCCCCCCGCGCACCCUUCCGCGUGCCACCUGGCCCACGUUCACCGCACACGGCGCGUACCCCAUCCCACAGCCCGGAGAACCCGGCUUGUACUACGGCCCGCCGCAACCCGGACAACCCGGCGCGUCGCAGCCCCCUCCCGCAGUGGCCGGCCCAUCCGGCACCCAGAACCAGCCCACCGUGUCGCAGCCGCCUCCCGCAGUGCCCGGGCCGUCCGGCACCCAGAACCAGCCCGAAGUGUCUACUGGUCUGAGCGGAGGCUUUAUGAACGUGAGCCUCGGCGACUCCUCCCCCGGCGAGUAUCUCAUCAGGGAUGACCCGGUCCCGCCUAGUCUCUGGCCGGAGCCCUCUAACAUCGUGCCGGCGGAACCGAGUCGUUUCCAUGUAGGGCUGAGGGGGUUGCAGAUGAGGAUGCGGGCGAAAGCUAGGUCGUUGAGGAAACGUGCGGAUAUCUUGAAGCGAAAGUUACCCUUGGUGUAG